AUGGACCCCAACCCCAUCUCAACUAAAGCCCUCACAGCAUGGCAAAACCACGCAAAAGCAUGGGACGAGCACAUGGGCGACGACGGAAACGCCUAUUUCUCUGCACUCGAACUGCCGAUUCUCGAACGAAUGGUUGUGCGACGCAACGGUGCUCGUGCAAUUGAUCUUGCGACGGGGAACGGGCUCGUUGCGCGUUGGCUUGCGCGAGAAGGCGCCUCGGUGAUCGCGAUGGAUGGGUCAAGGCCGAUGUUGGAGUGUGCUGAGAAGAGGACUGAGAGUUGGUAUCAGCAAGGGAGGUUGAAGCGGGAGCAGAAGAUUGGGUUUGAGGUUUUGGAUGUCGUGAGUCGGGAGGGUUGGGAGAAGUUUAUAUCGAGGGUUUUAGAGGAUGGAUUUGAUAUCAUCACCAUGAACAUGGGACUUAUGGAUAUCUCCGACCUGAAGCCACUCGCUUCUGCUUUGAAGCGUCUGCUAAAGCAGGAUGGCUGCUUCGUGGCUACAAUCCUGCACCCACUCUUCUUCACCUCCGGUGCAGACCGCCAGAUCACUUUUCAUGAGAAUCCAGUGACAGGGCAGCGCGAGGUCACUCGUUCAAUUAUCCUGAACAAAUACCUCGAUGUUCCGCCAGCACGACAGCUGCUGUUCUCCGAGGACGAGAAGAUCCCCCCGCCGUUUUCUUUCCAUCGUCCACUACAUGAGCUUUUUGCGCCUUUUUUUCAGGAAGGACUGGUGCUCGACGCUCUGGAGGAAACUAACUUUGAUGAGUCGUUCGUUGAUAAACAGCGAGAACACUCGUCGAAGAACUUCUUGCAGUUUCCGAAGAUCUUGGGAUUUAGAAUGAGGCGGGCUGCGGUGGAUCUUGCUGUUUGA
Aspergillus steynii IBT 23096 is the source of this 867-nucleotide messenger RNA. RefSeq names its product class I SAM-dependent DNA methyltransferase. The record is from RefSeq and is a predicted model, not a curated record. The transcript has 4 exons. Lineage: Eukaryota; Fungi; Ascomycota; Eurotiomycetes; Eurotiales; Aspergillaceae. The coding region runs from base 1 to 867 and encodes 288 amino acids.